GUCGACGGUCAACAUGUGGCAACAAUGCAGAGAAUGAAGAGCGGCAAGAUGGCUUCCGUACAGUUAUCUGACGACGAAAUCAGUCGCCGAAAAUUGUUGAUGGACGGAGACGGAAUGGGUGAUGACCGACGUUUAAACAUGUUAAUCAAAAUGUUCGUCAAAUGGUGUCUGACGAAAGAAGAGACGGAAGACGAGAGGAUUUUAGCCUACGAAAGACUAAAGAUGACUCUGGCCCAAUGCGAAUUCUCCAUGACCAAAUCGCAAACGGUCAUGGCCAUGAAUUACUCGGAAGUGCAAAACUACGAAGAACUCUACCACAAAAUAGAAAAGGGAAUCGCCGAAGCGCAACAGAAAAUUAUCGAUUCCAAAAGCGAAUUACAACAGGCCAAACGAAUACGUAAGAAUAAACAGGAAUACGAUGCUCUGGCCAAAGUCAUCGAAGUUCAGCCCGACAGAAAGGGAACCAUGGGAAAGUUAGAACAGCUCAACCAAGACAUCCGGGCCUUGCAAAAGAUGAAGGACGACGUCGACACCAAGUUAGAGAAGAGAAGAAAACAGUUCCAGGUUCUGCUCAGUGCCGUCUACGAAAUGCAGCAGCUGAUUAAGGAAGACGAGCCUGGAGAUUCUCAGGCCAUGGACACAUCUUAGGACUUAAAUGUUGUGCUUAUCGCCCCUGUAUUAUAAAUACAUGUAAAAUAUUCCUAAUAAAUCUUUUUAUAUUAAUUUGAGUGUCAACACAUAAUUGUGAAAUUAAUUAAGUAUGAAUGAAAGUAAAAUCAUUUACGGGCUUGUUUUUGCAAGUUAUAAUUGACCGUGCGAAUCUAAAUUUGGAAUCUUUGAGGAAACCCACAAAUAAACUUGACUUUAACUAUAAUUUUUCUUACAAGUUAGCAUUUUGGCAGACCGAAUAUUUUUUGGAAAAAUUUAUUCUGUCAUUUGCUUUAAAAUUUGUCAGAUUUUUAAUACUCUGCCCAUGAUGGACGGAAUGAGAAAAAAUAUCUUGCCUGGAAUAACUUUUAAAUAAAUGCAUUUAAAAUGGAACUUAUUAAAAAAAUUUUUUUUUUUACUUUGAGUUGAAUAGUAAAUAUCUUGUGAACGAGAGGAACUCUGGAUUAUUCUACCAAUCUAAAUGAAGGACAAAUUUAAAUCUGACAGAUGAUUUGCACUUUGUUUCUGCAUACAUGACGUGCUCUUGUUUGGAAGUUUCCAAAGGUGUCGAGAAAACCAGCUAAUAGUACUCGGGAGCCUUGUUUGGAAGUGUAGCAAACUAUAGUGAACUCUCGACGUAAACUUUGACUGAUGGCCAUAUGUAACUCGAAUGACUUUUUUAAUUCUCUUGAUUUUACCUGCUGUUGAUAGCGUAGACCGGUCUUUUAUGAUAAGCUCAAAAUUGUUUGUUUGGUUGGAGUUGGAGGUAUAUUUGCUUUCUGUGGGCACAAAACCAAUGCUGACCCAAUUAGCUAUGGGCAUAUUUGAAUAGUUCGGUGCUACCGUUCAAAAUCUUAGGAAACUUCUGGUUGCUGCUGGCAAACUGCGAGCGUCUUUUUUGGUGCUUGACAUGCUAGAAAAUGAGUUGUAGCCGCACUGACAUUUGUAAGAGCUCUACUUUCAUUGAGAAUUUUAAAUUUAAUUUAUUUGUUGUUGAAUUUACCCUAAAUAAGUUAAGAUUGGGUUAGUACAUCAAUAGACUAUUUUAAUAUAGUAUUUACAUGUGAUAUUGCAAAGGUUUUUUUAGUUGUUGAAGUAUAACCUUAGGAUUGAUUUCAUUAUGUAUUAAAUGAAUAGCCUCUUAAUUCUGUAAUAAUUCUGAUGAUUUUUUCUUAGAUUUAAACUAUGCAGAAAUAUUUGUAUGAUUUACAAUUUGGUGAAAUGAAUUCCCAAUUGGAUAUUCCACCUAAUAUAGAUCUUACAACACUAAAAACAGUAAAAAAUAUUUUGUUGUUGAACAGGAUGGUAAAUUUGGCAAGAUAUUUAUAUAAGAUUA
Centruroides sculpturatus (bark scorpion) is the source of this 1984-nucleotide messenger RNA. RefSeq names its product THO complex subunit 7 homolog (gene thoc7). The record is from RefSeq and is a predicted model, not a curated record. Lineage: Eukaryota; Metazoa; Arthropoda; Arachnida; Scorpiones; Buthidae. Gene Ontology annotation, cellular component: THO complex part of transcription export complex. The coding region runs from base 25 to 648 and encodes 207 amino acids. Gene Ontology annotation, biological process: mRNA export from nucleus; mRNA processing. The transcript has a single exon.